CACGCCGCGGUAGGGGCGGAAGCAGCGCGGCCGCGCGUGUGCUGGGUCCUGCGCGCGGCUCAGAGGGGUGCCGGCAGCCGGGCAGCGCGCACCGCGGCUGCCGCUGCGAGAUUUUUUUAAUAUAAUGGCAACCCCUCGGGGAAGGUCAAAGAAAAGAACAGCUUAUGAUGGUUCAGAUAGCCUUCCUUUGAGGAGCUCCGGCAGGCAGGCAAAGAAGAAGGCAACAGAGACAGCAGAUGAGGACGAGGAUGGCGUGUCAGAGAAGAAGUAUAGGAAGUGCGAAAAGGCGGGCUGUACGGCUACCUGUCCUGUGUGCUUUGCAAGUGCCUCUGAAAGAUGUGCCAAAAAUGGCUACACAUCCCGAUGGUAUCACCUUUCCUGUGGGGAGCAUUUCUGUAAUGAAUGCUUUGACCAUUAUUACAGAAGCCAUAAAGAUGGAUAUGAUAAGUAUACCUCCUGGAAAAAAAUAUGGACCAGCAAUGGCAAAACUGAACCUAGCCCCAAAGCAUUCAUGGCAGACCAGCAGCUCCCCUACUGGGUUCAGUGUACCAAACCAGAGUGUGGUAAGUGGCGGCAGCUUACCAAGGAAAUCCAGCUCACUCCACAGGUAGCAAAGACGUAUCGGUGUGGUAUGAAACCAAAUACUGCUGUUAAGCCUGAGACCUCAGAUCAUUGUUCCCUCCCUGAAGAUCUAAGAGUGUCAGAAGUUUCCAACCACUGGUGGUACUCCAUGCUCAUCCUACCUCCUUUGCUGAAAGACAGCGUGGCAGCACCCCUGCUGUCUGCCUACUACCCUGACUGCGUUGGCAUGAGCCCUUCGUGUACCAGCACGAAUCGUGCUGCUACUGCUGGGGAUACCAGCCCUGGGAAGCUGGAGGCCUCCAAAGUGGCUCCCUCUGCGCUUGUUCCAGGCAUGAACCGGUACUUCCAGCCUUUCUACCAGCCCAAUGAAUGUGGCAAAGCCCUUUGUGUGAGGCCUGAUGUGAUGGAGCUGGACGAGCUUUAUGAGUUUCCAGAGUACUCCCGGGACCCCACAAUGUACCUGGCUUUGAGAAACCUCAUCCUUGCCCUGUGGUAUACGAAUUGCAAAGAAGCUCUUACUCCUCAGAAAUGCAUUCCUCACAUCAUCGUCCGGGGUCUCGUCCGCAUCCGGUGCGUUCAGGAAGUGGAGAGGAUACUUUAUUUCAUGACGAGGAAAGGUCUCAUCAACACAGGCGUUCUCACCGUGGCAGCUGACCAGUACCUGCUUCCUAAAGACUACCACAACAAAUCCGUCGCCAUUGUUGGGGCUGGUCCAGCAGGAUUAGCAGCUGCUAGGCAAUUGCAUAACUUUGGAAUUAAGGUGACUGUUCUGGAAGCCAAAGACAGAAUUGGAGGCCGGGUAUGGGAUGAUAAAUCUUUUAAAGGUGUCACAGUGGGAAGAGGACCUCAGAUUGUCAAUGGCUGUAUUAAUAACCCAGUAGCACUAAUGUGUGAGCAACUUGGCAUCAGCAUGCAUAAGUUUGGAGAAAGAUGUGACUUAAUUCAGGAAGGUGGAAGAAUAACUGACCCCACUAUUGACAAGCGCAUGGAUUUUCAUUUUAAUGCUCUCUUGGAUGUUGUCUCUGAGUGGAGGAAGGAUAAGACUCAGCUCCAAGAUGUCCCUUUAGGAGAGAAGAUAGAUGAGAUCUACAAAGCUUUUGUUAAGGAGUCCGGGAUCCAUUUCAGCGAGCUGGAAGGGCAGGUGCUGCAGUUCCACCUGGGCAACCUGGAGUACGCAUGUGGUAGCACCCUCCACCAGGUGUCUGCUCGCUCCUGGGACCACAAUGAGUUCUUUGCCCAGUUUGCUGGUGACCACACUCUCCUGAGUCCUGGGUACUCUGCAAUCAUUGACAAGCUGGCUGAAGGGCUAGACAUCCGGCUCAACUCUCCAGUGCAAAGCAUUGAUUACACUGGUGAUGACGUGCAGAUCAGGACGACAGACGGCACUGGGUUCUCUGCACAGAAGGUAUUAGUCACUGUACCACUGGCCAUACUGCAGAAAGGUGCCAUUCAGUUUAAUCCACCGUUGUCAGAGAAGAAGAUGAAGGCUAUCAAUAGCUUGGGGGCAGGCAUCAUUGAAAAGAUCGCCUUGCAAUUUCCAUAUAGAUUUUGGGACAGUAAAGUUCAAGGGGCUGACUUUUUUGGUCAUGUUCCUCCCAGUGCCAGCCAGCGAGGGCUCUUUGCUGUAUACUAUGACAUGGAUCCCCAGAAGCAGCAAAGCGUGCUGAUGUCAGUGAUCGCAGGAGAGGCAGUAGCAUCCGUGAGGACCCUGGAUGACAAGCAGGUGCUGCAGCAGUGCAUGGCCACCCUCCGGGAGCUGUUCAAGGAGCAGGAGGUCCCAGAGCCCACAAAGUAUUUUGUCACUCGGUGGAGCACAGAGCCAUGGAUCCAGAUGGCAUACAGUUUUGUGAAGACCUUUGGAAGUGGUGAGGCCUAUGAUAUCAUCGCUGAAGAUAUACAAGGAACUGUCUUUUUUGCGGGUGAGGCGACGAACAGGCAUUUUCCACAAACUGUUACAGGGGCAUAUUUGAGUGGUGUUCGAGAAGCAAGCAAGAUUGCAGCCUUUUGAAGAGAAUUUGGACCCUGCUUUUCUUUCUGUAUCCCAAGUGGGAAAGUUUGAAACACAUGUUCAACCUCAAUUUUAUAAGGGGGAACUCUUGAUAGGUGCAAACCCAUGCCACCACUCUGAAAGCAUGAGCUCCCCCAAAAUCCUUAUGAGCACUUACAUUUAAUUGCAUCUUCUAUAGGUCCAAAUAUGCUGUCUUCUGGGUUUCAGAGUAAGGCAGAAUAUAACCUUAAGUUGAGACCUUGAGUGUGGUUCUUCCAUGAUUUGGAGGUUCCCUUCAGAUUUGACAGUUUUUUUGGCUGAUCAGUUUUCAUACAUUGUGAAACCAAGUUAAACAAGCAGGAAAAACAACAUACUAGAUAAAACCAUGUCUGUCUUCUGUGAAAAUGUAUCAGUAUCUUUACCAAUGAGCCUUAAUAUUUUUAUAUGGAUCCAAUAUUGAACUUAAAAUCAAACUUUUUUUGAUACAUUAAUUUCCAGUUAAAGUUAAAUGAAGCUUCUAUUUUAUAACAUUUCUCCCCAUUGAAAAUUCAAAAGAAAAAUUCAGUUUAUCUUUGGAGAUAUUUUAGAGAUUUGCAUAAUCAUUGGCAAAACAAAAAUCUUAAUCCCUUAGAAUACCCCCCCCCAUUUAGAAUGGGGUGCAGUGUGUUAUCUUCACACCAUGACACAGGAUAUAGCUAUUUUUCUUAAAGUGCUACACAUUCAAAUCUGGAGUAUCCUUAAUUUUGGCAAUCACUAUUACUCAGUAUUAUGAUUCGGGAAUCAUAAAACAGAUUCAUAAUUUUUGUAUAAUUAUGUUUAGUUUUCCAUAGGCAGGUCCAUUGGAAAACUGCAAAAAAUGUGAGUUAUCUUGGUAAAUAUUACAUUUAUAAAAGCCUACAACACGGUAAGUAUUUACUUUUUCCACUUAAAUUGAUAAACAUGGGUUUUAAGGUCUUCAAGAUACCUAUUUUGUCAAGAAACUUUAGUUUACAGGUUGAAAAUAAGCUUAUUUAAAAAUUUUUGAACAAUUCUUUGAAUUAUAUUGGUCUGCUUUUAAAGCCACUUUUAAAAAUAGGAACUUUUCAAAAAAAUCACUUUGUAAGAACAAAGAAUAUCAUUCAAACAGUGUACAGUGAACUUCAGACACACACAUACACGCCACCCCCUCCCCAAAGUAUGAUACAAACAAAGCCAAGAGCUAUAUGUUUCAAAAAUUAGGAAACAUUGAUGUUUAAGUUGAGACUCAUUGGUACUGAUUAGGAGGUAUUCUGCUUUAAAGUAUUGUUUUAAAUGUUUAAACAGCAUGCAUUAUGUUAAGUGAUGAUAAAUGCAAAAUGUUUGAAAUGGUUCACAGUAAAUUAUUACUUUACUUUCUGAGCACUUAAGGCUACUGUGCUACAAGUAGGAAAAACCCUACUUAAAAGAUGGUAAAUGUGUAUUUAAAAUAACUGUCUUAAAUGACCUAUAUUUUGACAUUUUGUUCUUUAAGGAGAUAUGGUACUUUUCUUUAAUUGAGUUACUUUGAAUGUUUUUCAGUGUUGUCCCAAGAUUUUGUAAUUGAGUAGCAGCGAAUACACACUUUUACAGUAAUUUAACUUGCUGAUCACAAAUAGCUGGUUGUGUAAAACUGCUUAAUAAAAACUAGACUUUUUCAAAUA
This is a messenger RNA of Marmota monax (woodchuck), 4227 nucleotides long. It is a transcript of the gene Kdm1b, whose product is annotated as lysine demethylase 1B. Gene Ontology annotation, molecular function: protein binding; zinc ion binding; oxidoreductase activity. The record is from RefSeq and is a predicted model, not a curated record. The transcript is spliced from 21 exons. Lineage: Eukaryota; Metazoa; Chordata; Mammalia; Rodentia; Sciuridae. The coding region runs from base 125 to 2590 and encodes 821 amino acids.